AUGCUCGCCCGCUUGGCGAGCCGUCGAAGCGCGGCGUCGUCGUCGUUCGCCGCGCCGUCGGCGUCGGCGUCGAGGCGCGCGCGCGCGUGGCGCGGGCUCGAGCGCGCGCGCUCGGGACGAACGAACGCGGCGGCGGACGACGCGGCGGUGGACGACGCCGACGGCGCGCGCGCGCGCGCUCUGGCGUCGACGGAGGCGGCGCGCGCGGGACGGAGGUAUCGACCGGGGGCGUUCGCGCGACUCCCGAGCGUCGCGAACGCGAGCGAGCUGCGGGCGAGCGCGAGGAAAAAGGCGAAUCGCGUGACGCCGACGAGGGGGUUGAAAGAGGCGGCGCGCGAACGGAAUCUGGGGAUGAAACGCAUCGAGGCGAUGACGUUCGGGUACUGCACGCCGCUGAAGACGUACGUGAAGGGGUUUCCGAGUCCGGAACGGUUUCACCCGUUUGAGCGCGCGUUGCUCGAGUUGACGCUGAGCGAUACAAAGUAUCGAACGACCGUCGAGGCGGUGGACGUCAUGCGUAAGGGGUUGUUGGGGAUCGGAAAAGGGUACAGCGCGCAGGUGAACAACGCGAAGGGGAUGAAGGAGGCGGAGGAGAUUCGAGAAAAGGGAAUGGAAGAGUUGGAGGCGUAUUAUUCGCGAAACGCGCGGUGCGUGGACGACUUGAAAUCGAUCGCGAAGAUACUGCGCCAGCUUCCAGUGGCAGAGCUCGAGACGCCCACCGUGGCGCUCGUAGGUGCUCCCAAUGUGGGCAAGAGCUCUCUCGUGCGCGCUUUGUCGAGCGGACAACCCGAGGUGCAGAACUACCCGUUCACGACAAAGGGCAUCAAGAUGGGGCACUUUUUCGUAGAGGACGAGCGGCACGUCGUCACCGAUACCCCUGGGUUGAUCAACAGAGCGGAAGAGGAUCGAAAUAAAAUCGAGAUGCUCGCGAUCGCGACUUUGGAACACUUGCCCACGUGCGUGGUCUUCGUGACGGAUCUCUCUGGUUUGUCCGGCACGUCCAUCGCGGACCAACUCGAGCUGCGGGAAACACUUUAUAAGCAGUUCGCCGAUCGUCGGCCGUGGAUAGACGUCUUCUCCAAAGCAGCUUUAGUGCCCGUUUUGGGAGGCGCGACUGAUCCCGAGGCUCAAGAGCUGUGGAGUGAGAAGGACUUUGAGGAGGCGAACCAAGCGAUUGCGAAAAUUCCAAACGCAAACGCUACGAGCGCCAAUGAGGACUGGGGAAUUCCUGAGCUCAAAGAGCGUCUUACGACUCUUUUACGGGAUCACAAGCAAACUUUGCCCGAUGUGGACGACGGAUUUAAUCGCGGAGACGCCAACGGUGGUGGUGUGAAGAACAAACCCGACUACAUCCCGAUGCUUUAA
Molecule: messenger RNA, 1365 nt
Organism: Ostreococcus tauri
Lineage: Eukaryota; Viridiplantae; Chlorophyta; Mamiellophyceae; Mamiellales; Bathycoccaceae
Product: P-loop containing nucleoside triphosphate hydrolase
Exons: 1
Coding region: 1-1365 (454 amino acids)
Biological process (GO): ribosomal large subunit biogenesis
Cellular component (GO): nucleolus
Molecular function (GO): RNA binding; GTP binding; GTPase activity
Source: RefSeq, a predicted model, not a curated record